CUCGAGAUCGCUCCGAACGGCUUGAGACCGAACGUAAACUCGAGAGGGGCUCCGAACGGAAAUCUCGCGAGACCGAACGCGAACUAGAGAUUCUCCGAACGCAAAGCUGGCGAGACGGGAGGCGAGUCCGGGGAGCUGGGAUGAGAGGCGAACUGUAAGCACCGAACACAAACUGUGAUAUGACUCUUGUACACAUGGUUGACGUUCACAACAGAAUGCUCAGACAAUAUGCAAACCGAAUGAUGGAAUCUGGUUGUUCUGAAUUUGUUUGGUCGGUUACCAAUCAUAACUUUUAAGAACUCCUUAAAAAUGCAAUAAUGAUUGACAAAUUAAACAAUACAUCACAAUGAGAAAAAAAAACUAUUGAGGUGCAGCAAAAGACUGCUAAAUUAGCCAAUUAAUGCCCUUUAAAUUGCAACAGCCCGCAGGAGAGGGCAGAAGGCCAGACAGUUCAAGCAAGACAACCAGCUUGACAUCUAGCCUGCCACGGUAUCAAGCCCAAAUUCUUCUGAUAUGGAACCCAUGGAGGGUAGCAGCCAGAAUGCAUCAAGUUGGACACGCACAAAGAGGCAGAGGCAGCCCAGGACUUUUAAGUCAACAAGGAGUCUGCAUACAGGCUCUGAGAGGAAAUAUGCCCAAAGUUUCUGCCCAGAGGAGAAUGCAGCACUAGUCACAAAACUCUGCCAGUACUACAAUUAUAUUUUGGGGGAAGCAGCCAAGAAAACAACAUCAUCUAAAAGAAAUCAUCUGUGGAUGGAAAUAGUUGAUGCAGUCAAUGCCGCUGGUGGGAAUAAUCGGACUUUAGAUGUGGUAAAGAAACGAUAUUCUGAUAUAAGGCGCAUGGUAAAGAAGAAGAUGUGUAGAGCUGCAGCUGCCUCCAGGAAUACAGGAAGUAUUAAUGCACAAAAACCUAGCUUGUUUCCAUACGAGGAGGAGUUUCUACAAUUCAUGGGGAGAAAUUCCCUGCUUGGCAUCGAAGGGAUGUUUGAAAAUGAUAAUCAAGAUGCCAAUCACUCACUAGAAGAAGAAGGUGAAAGAGAAAUUAUGAGCUCUGCAGAAGAUGAUCCGCUUGGUCCAUAUUUUACUGCUAAGGAGACGGCAACUGGUCAAGCUCCCGUCUCCCGGGAGGGAGCUUCUGGCUUCAUUCACUUCUCACACCAAUGUUCCCAUGAGUGAGGAAAAUGACGAGGCACAAACCAUUGUUCAGAUAGCAGUGGAUCCCACUUCCGUGAAGCAGGAGUCGACAUUCGUGGCCAUAGAGACUCCACAGCUUCCUCAGACGUCACCCAACAUGGCUGCGCUUUACAACAUUCUCCAGACACAACAGUCAGAAUUGGAAAAUUCUGUACUACAGGAUAGGGACAGACAGAAGAAGUCAUUAGAGAUGGUAAUGACACAGCUAACUACUUUUGCCAGUGCUGUUAAUAUGGACGUUGGGUCAAUCAAGUCAACCUUGUCUUCUAUUGACAAUAGUCUAAAGCACCUAGUGGAGUUAUGGGAGGAAGAUUGCAUUCUUCGGCGUGUUCAACUUGCUCACAGUUUGAGCAUAAGCCUUGCUGGCUUGAAUGACCUAGUUGAGGAAGAACGUGCGCGGAGGUUGUACAGAAGGGAUGAUGAUUUGCACGUCUGCAAGUAGAAUAUAAACUAAUUUGAUGCAUUUCCUAGGCCAUUAUCAUUUUCUCUGUUUCAUUUGAUUGUUACUAUUCUUCCUACCAGUUCUAAUUGGGCAUUCUCCUCUGACAAAUCU
Messenger RNA from Pelobates fuscus (common spadefoot toad), 1747 nucleotides. RefSeq lists its product as uncharacterized. The transcript has 5 exons. The coding region runs from base 514 to 1176 and encodes 220 amino acids. NCBI's taxonomy places the organism in Eukaryota, Metazoa, Chordata, Amphibia, Anura, Pelobatidae. The record is from RefSeq and is a predicted model, not a curated record.